Molecule: messenger RNA, 1308 nt
Organism: Penicillium longicatenatum
Lineage: Eukaryota; Fungi; Ascomycota; Eurotiomycetes; Eurotiales; Aspergillaceae
Product: NAD(P)/FAD-dependent oxidoreductase
Exons: 3
Coding region: 1-1308 (435 amino acids)
Molecular function (GO): oxidoreductase activity
Source: RefSeq, a predicted model, not a curated record
AUGUUGCAGCUCCGCAUUGUUCCGUGCCUGCUCGCUCUUCUGUCUCUUCGCCUAGCCGCUGCCUUGACCGUUCCCCAAGAGGUCCUGCAUGAGCAGAAUGACAUCUAUGAGCUCGAUGAUGAUGAUCUGUCAGUGAACACCACUGACAUCUCAGCAUAUGAUGUUUCCACCUUGGACUUCCGGUCGUGCGAGACCUGGGAUGUCGAUCAAUGGGACUACGAUGUAGCGAUCGUUGGUGGUGGCCCUGCUGGUCUGGCCGCGUCGAUGUCGCUAGGUCGCGUAGCCCGUACGUCAUUGAUGUACGACUCAGGGCAAUACCGAAACGCAAGAACCCGUUACAUGCACGAUGUGCUUGGUCAAGAUGGUCAGGUCCCCAAGAAUUUCCGCAUUGCGGUUCGUGGCCAGAUCGAUCAAUAUUACAGUGAUUACUCUUUCCGUGCAACCCAAGGUACUAGGGUCACCGCCAUCCAGCCUCUCUCAAAGGGCUUCCGCGUUUACGAUGACAAAGGAGGCAAGACCCUGGUUCGAAAGGUGAUUUUGGCCACCGGUAUCACAGAUGUACUGCCAAACAAGACUGGAUUUGCGGCAGCAUUCGGCAGAGGCUUGUUCUGGUGCCCGUGGUGUGAUGGAUACGACUACAAGGGACGAACAGUUGUGGUCAUUGGAACGCCAGGUAAAUUUGGCAGCGCCAUCGGCAAUGCGUUGAACAUGAGAAAAUUGACGACCAACAUUCAAAUUGUUGCCGGUGGCGUCCUCAGCGCGGCGGAUAAGGCUGCUGCUGAAGAGAGAUGGCCUGGGUGGGAGAAUAUCCUCAAAACCAAGUACAACAUUCCUGUUCAUCAAGUCGAUGUCAAGACAAUUGAGCGAACCGCUAAAGGAUCAGAGCCCGGUGACGACGAGUACAAACUCACGCUGAGUGGACAGCCACUUACCAUUACCACCCAUGGAAUUCUGAUCAGUGCUCCCACUAAGCAGACCUCUGAACUGCAUAAGCAGUUGCACCUGCAAAUGGAUGGGAGCUCUAUCAAGGUCGAAAAAAACAUGGAGACUAGUGUGGGCGGAAUCUAUGCUGUCGGCGAUGCCAAUAAUGACGGUAGUACGAAUGCUUACCAUGCUAUGUGGAGUGCCAAGCGGGCUGUUGUGAAUGCCCAUGUCGCUAUCUCCAAGGAGGAAUAUCUUGAAUCCGUACCUGCUGCCAUGGUGGCAGCACACGGUGGAGAUGAAGAGUUCUACCAGCGCCAGAUUGAGGAGCUGCAAUGGAUGAUGGGUAAUGAUGUAGAGGAACUCUACAAGGCCCUGGGUGGAUAA